AACUCACCGAUUAGACGGCAGGGAAAGUCGGCGGGAAUGAAAUAUUUUUGAGUGCGUAACAAGAUAACAAGCCGCACGUGUCCGUGACGAUAUAUGGAUGUCACGGCGUUAAUAAAUCCUGACGAUAAAUUGCGUAUAGUCCACUGUUAGCUUCCAUGCUAAUUUAUUUCGGAGCGACACAAAAUGGCUGGCUUUAGGACCGCCUGCAUCAGCUGGCAUCAUUCGCGCAAGUUUGACUAGGCUAACAUAGCAGUGUUAUGGUUUUACUCUAUUUAACAAACAAGUUGCACACUCGCCUGGAAAUGAAACGUGGAAAUGACUCCCCACACUAUUCCUUGUCCGAUGAAGCGGUUCGUUUUGACGGUCUGUGUGUGUACUGUGGCUGUCGGUCGGGCGGCGCUAGGAUCAUGAUGACGACAUUUACAGCAAGUCAAAAGUGAAACUGCCUCUGUAUCUGCUACUCUUCUAAUUGUAUGGUUCUACUCCCCAUCUGCCAUUUUUUCCCCAAUGGAUUCCCUUUGGAUUUAAAGAACUGUUCUCUAUUGUGAAUCAAAUGCAUCGCUCUCCUGCACAUUCAUACACUUCAUAUUCAGUGCGCUUGUUUCAAUCUGCAUCGUCAUGGCUCAGCACGACCCGGCACGGGCGACCGGCUAUCCGUGCAAACAGUGUGGGCUGGCGUUUCCCAACAUGCCCGCUCUACUUGAGCACAUAGACGCUCACCUGGACCAAGAGGAGGAGCGCAAAUACAAAUGCGAUGAAUGUGGGCGCGGAUACAGACACGCCGGUAGCCUCACUAACCACAAAAAGGCUCAUGACGUGGGGUCCUUUCAGUGCAGCGUAUGUGGCAAGGAGAACCCUAACGCUUUGGCUUUGAAAAACCACAUGCGUAGUCACACAUCGCAGAAAAAGUACGCCUGCUUAGAAUGCGGGAAAGCCUUUCGCCUGGCGACGCAACUUGCCACACAUGAGAGGGUUCACCUCAUCUUGCAAGAAAAGUGUGAAGACGUAGAGAAUGAAAACUCUGAUAGUGAAGACAAGACAGAGGUGUUUAAUCCGCCAUGUGACACCGCUGACGACGGCGACGGCGGCGGCGACCGACCUUUCAAAUGCGACCUGUGUGACAAAACCUACAUCCACCAUCGCAGCUUGAGCAACCACAAGAAGACCCAUCAAGUGGGGAUGUUUGAGUGCACCGUGUGUUUCAAACUGUUCAACAACAUGGCUGCACUCUAUAACCACCAGAGGACUCACAAGGUCCGAAACGGCAGCAAUAGCGGCUCAGUGUCUGACCUCUACACCAACUCCACACUGGAGCAGUUUUCUCCUCAGAGUCAUGAUGCUCCUGUUAAUUUCUGCCAUUUAUGUCAGGUUCUCUUUCCAAGCGAUGAGGAGUUCCAGGAGCACAUCCAAAUGCAUAACUCAUCAUCCGCAUCAUUUGGGCUGCCAGAUAACGCGGCAGAGAGCCAGGAUGUGACGUAUGACAGCAGGUCUAAAUCAAGCUAUUUUGCACAUCCUAUAACUAACCCUUCUUUGUCACUAGUAGAUAAGAGUCAAGGUUUUAAUGGCCUCAUGUAUUCAGACUGCGGCAAUAAUUCAGCACCUCAGGGAGAACCCUCGCUCCCGAGUGAUGACGUUCCCGCUCUGGCACUGAAUGUAUCUGACUCAAACGCUGUUGAAUCUGCCGAGCGUCCCUUCAGGUGUCAAAUCUGCGGCAAAAGCUACCGCCACUCCGGAAGCCUCAUCAACCACAAAAGGUCACAUCAGGUCGGGAUUUACCACUGCUCAGUCUGCAAGAAGAGCUACCCUCACCUGGCUGCACUCAAAAGUCAUCUUCGGCUGCAUAAAGGUCAGAAAUCCUUAGGCCUCAACGGGGAUGAGGAUUGGCUCUCCUUAGAACCCUUCACUCUGGACGACCAGCAGGGAUUCUUCCCCUCACAGGAAGAGGAAGACCUCGCAAGCCUGGGUGUCGAUCAGGAGAACGGGGCCAUGUAUAGCGAGCCGUUUAAUCAGGAAUUACCUCCGGAUAUGAGCGCACAGCUACCUCACAGUGAGCACUUGAUGCAGAGGCACAUGUGUGCUGACUGCGGUGAGACGUUUGCAGACAUCGCUGGGAUUAUUGCUCACAGUUGCCCUUUACUACAACAGGCAGACACCAAGGGGACCUUCCAGGACAGCACCGAUAUGUCAUUUCAUGGACAGAACGAUGCCAAUCAUCAGGGUUACUUUGAGGAAGAAAGUAUGAGCAACGACCGGCUGAAUGGUGACGAAGAAGAUGACAGUGAUCUUUACCAGUGCUCUAUUUGUGGGAACAGCUACAGCAGCAUGAGGGCCCUCAGGAGCCAUCUCCGAGGACACACUCAAUCCCAGUGCACUGCCACCACCAGCUCCGGGCCCUCGUCCAUGUCCUCCCAUGAGGAAGCGAGAGAGGACGAGUCAGAGGAAAUGAUGAUCUGCAGCACUUGUGGAGAAAGCUUUGCCAGCAGACAGGACUUACUCACGCAUCAGGUUGUGCACAUCAAAAACUCAGACGACAUAAUCAGUAAGCAUGACGAGCCAGGAGGCGAUGAGGAAGCGGAGAGCAUCAUCUGUGGUAGCUGCGGCAUCUUUUGCAGCAGCUACCAUCACCUGGAGAACCACAACUGCACAGCUAAGAGGAAAGAGGAAGCAACAGCAAAUAUUAAGGAAGAGGAUGUAAAAGCAAAGGAUGUACAAGAAGACAGGAGCAAGGAGGCUUCAAGGGAUCGUCGGCACAGGUGUGAUCAGUGCGGCCGCUCGUACAGACACGCCGGUUCCCUCCUGAACCACAAAAAAUCGCACAAGACUGGCGUGUUCAAGUGCCACAUCUGCCAGAAGCGCUUCUACAACCUGCUGGCUCUUAAAAACCACCAGAGGUCCCACUUUGAUGUCAAGAGGCACACUUGUCACGAGUGCGGCAAAGCCUUUAAAAUCCAGAAGCAGCUUUUGAACCACCUCAGGAGGCAUAAGGAGAACCGGGCCAAGAUCCAAGAACUAAAUGACCAAAUUCAGGCCCUGAUGCAGUUGAACAGGACCGGGUUUGAGGACGAUGCCAGAGAAAGGCAGGAACAAAAGAGACCGGAUGUCGGAGUCAAAUCAGAGGACAUGGGUGACCGGCGACCGUUUGCAUGUGAGCAGUGUGGGCGCACGUAUCGCCACGCAGGAAGUCUGGUCAACCACAGGAAGUCCCAUAAAACAGGCCAGUAUUACUGUUCUGUUUGCAACAACGCUUACUCCAAUCAGCUGGCAAUGAAGAACCACUUACGCACACACUUUGCCAAUAGAAAGCAUUCUUGCCAAAAGUGUGGAAGAGGUUUCAGAGGUAAGAAGCAGCUGUCAGCCCACAUCUGUGCAGACUCACGUAAGGGCGGGAGGCGGAGCUCGAGGCAGAGAGCUUCAAAGUGCAAACAAUGUAAACAGACGUUUCCUACUGCUGACCAACUGGCGGCCCACACCUGUGGCAGAUCUCCACGAAGCGGCGGUGCACAAGCAAAGGGUAAAGAGGAGCGGGCGUUCACGUGCAACAUAUGCCAACGCAGCUAUCGCCACGCAGGCAGCCUUCUCAACCACAAGAACACCCACAAGACGGGACACUUCACCUGCACCUUCUGCUCCAAGCCCUUCACCAACCCUAUGGCGCUGCGCAAUCACACGCGCAUCCACACGCAGAAGAAGAAGUACACGUGCGUCACAUGUGGGAAGGCCUUCCGUCUGGCCAGCAUCCUGCACAACCAUCAGAAGGUGCACGUCCGAGCGGACGGACACUUCAGCUGCUCGGCGUGCGGGAAGAGCUUCCAGGGAAGGUCGGGCCUUAAGAGGCACCGAUGCAGGAAAGGUGAGGCAAGCAGCAGCGUCCAGCAAGGAGAGAACGCGGACAAGUGCUUCACGUGUGACCUCUGCGGCCGCUCCUACCGCCACGCCGGCUCCCUCCUCAACCACAAGAAGACGCACUCAGAAAACCUCCACCACUGCGCCUUGUGCCUGCAGACGUUCCCGGACCCCCUCACGCUGCAGAUCCACUCCCAGAUGAGGCGCCAUUGCUGCCCGGACUGCGGCAAGACCUUUUGUCUGGUCUCGCACCUGCAGAGCCACAUGGAGACGCACUCCAAGGUGCGCUCCGGGCGCCACGCAGCCGAGGGAGAGCCUGAAGAAUUGGGCUGGGACUUGGAGGCUUCCAAGGAGGUCCCCCCGCCUUUAUCCCAUCUCCCCGAAAGCGACGCGGCAGAGAAGGAGGAGAAGAGCCACGUGUGCGAGCACUGCGGUCGCACUUACCGCCACGCCGGCUCUCUCCUCAACCACAAGAACAGCCACAAGACGGGCUCCUUCUCCUGCGCCGUGUGCUUCAAGGAGUUCACCAACCUGAUGGCCCUUAAGAACCAUCGGCGCAUUCACACGGAGCCCAAACGCUACCAGUGUCUGGAGUGCGGGAAGGCGUUCCGCGUGUCCACGCAGCUCAUUUGUCACCGCAGGAUCCACAGCAAAGAAAGACCAUUUAGCUGCUUGCUGUGCGACAAGAGCUUCUCCAGCAAGUCCAACCUGAGGCACCAUGAGAGGAUGCACCAGAACCAGCAGUCCUUUGACUCCGCCUCUUUUAGCUGGGACGCUAACACCUUCAUGGGCUUGGACAUGAUGGGCUCCUUCCUUUGAGCAACAUUUUACCUCCAAUUAUUUCAAACAGGACUUUUGGACCUAAAAGAAACUCUUAACGUCAAAUACCUCCUAGUUGGUUGUUGGAAAACUCCUAAAAAGCUCUUCUAGUACUACUACUACUAACAUUACCCUUCAAGUCCAUGGUUCUAUGCUAAAAGCAUCUUCUUUAUUUAUCUACUGUACUUGUAUGUGUGUGGAAGUAGGAGGACUCUAUGAAUGUUGUCUUCUGUAGCCUUUGACAAACUGGAUGGCAGGAAUGAACACCAACAAAACAAAACAAGAAGUCUGUCCUUUUUAUCCACAGUGGCAAAGCAAGAGUCCUAUUGUUUUUGGAUGAGCCAUCAGAAGUUACAUUGGUGCAUUUACUUGCUUUUCUUCAGUUUUCCCUGUCAAAGCGAGCACUUCAUUGAUGUUAGCCGAUAGCCAACGUAAGACGACUAAAAUGAGCUAAUGUCAUUUAUUUGUUUUUAACUUUCGGGGUUUGUCUUUUUAAGGUAACAACUUGUUUUGUUUUUUAUUUUGAACUGACUUCUCGGUACACACAAAUGUAGUACUUUUGUAGUACCUGACCAAGUGUUAUGUACAUUUUUUAUUAUGUUUAAGUAACUGUUGAGGUGUUAUUGUGUAAAAGUUGACUGUACUAAACUUCACACAAUGCAGUGGCUAUAAAAUAUAAACACGCCCUUAAAAAACA
Molecule: messenger RNA, 5359 nt
Organism: Entelurus aequoreus (snake pipefish)
Lineage: Eukaryota; Metazoa; Chordata; Actinopteri; Syngnathiformes; Syngnathidae
Gene: znf646
Product: zinc finger protein 646
Exons: 4
Coding region: 619-4662 (1347 amino acids)
Source: RefSeq, a predicted model, not a curated record